This is a messenger RNA of Pistacia vera, 1152 nucleotides long. Its product is annotated as periplasmic beta-glucosidase-like. The record is from RefSeq and is a predicted model, not a curated record. Gene Ontology annotation, molecular function: beta-glucosidase activity. NCBI's taxonomy places the organism in Eukaryota, Viridiplantae, Streptophyta, Magnoliopsida, Sapindales, Anacardiaceae. Gene Ontology annotation, biological process: glucan catabolic process. The transcript has 2 exons. Bases 292 to 810 code for a protein of 172 amino acids.
CUUCCAGAUGAAAUAAGCAGGUUUUAGAGAAUAAAGAAACAGAAGAGUUGCCUUCUUCUUUUUCUUUUUCAUUGUUUCUGUUCCAAUGUUAUGAUAUCAUGAAGUGUAUAUAUUAACAAAAACUGAGUCUGAGAAUUGAUAUCAAGUCCAAUGUUUUUCUGCAGCUGCAUAGAGAACUAGCUCGCGAAGCAGUUCGCAAGUCUUUGGUUCUUCUAAAGAAUGGAAAGAAUCCGAAGAAACCUUUUCUUCCAUUAGACAGAAGUUCUAGAAGAAUUCUUGUCACUGGAACACAUGCUAAUGAUCUUGGCUGUCAAUGUGGAGGAUGGACAAAAACUAAGCACAAGCAUUUUGGAAGCAAUCAAAGAAGCAGUCGGAGACAAAACAGAAGUGAUUUACGAGCAAUAUCCUUCUCCCCAUACCUUAGAAAGGCAAGAUUUUUCUUUCGCCAUUGUAGCUUUUGGUGAAGAACCAUAUGCAGAAAAUGGUGGUGAUAACGCGGAACUUGUAACCCCCAUCAAAGGAAGUGAAGUAAUAAACUCAGUCGCGGAAAGAAUCCCGACGUUGGCAAUUCUGAUAUCUGGAAGACCCUUAACUGUGGAGCCACAGUUGGAAAAAUUAGAAGUUUUUGUUGCUGCUUGGCUUCCUGGAAGUGAAGGAAGGGGAAUUGCAGAUGUUAUCUUCGGAGAUUAUGAUUUCACGGGCCAACUCCCAGUUACAUGGUUUAGAGGAGUUGAACAGCUACCAAUGAAUGCUUCAGAUAAUGCUUAUGAUCCAUUGUUUCCCCUCGAUUUUGGGUUGACAUACAAAUAAGUAGAUGAGUAAUGUUAGGUCCAUAGUUUAAUUUCACAACUUUCGACGUGAUAGUUUGUCAUUAGUUAGCUCAUAAAACGGGUUUUGUUUACUUUUAUGGGUUUCUUCUACCCAUUUGCGAGCUAACCAAUGACGAGUUAUCAUGUUAGGGGUUGUGAGAGGUGACAGUUUGUCAUUUGUCAACUAGCGAAAUGGGUCCUGUUUGCUUGCAUGGGUCCUGUUUACUCAUUUGCGAGUUAACUAAUGACGAGCUGUCAUGUCAGGAGUUGUGAUAAUACGUAAAUUGACUGUUAACUGUUUGUUCAAGCACUAUUUCCAUGAAUUACAUUUAACCUCCUGGGG